Molecule: messenger RNA, 735 nt
Organism: Salvelinus namaycush (lake trout)
Lineage: Eukaryota; Metazoa; Chordata; Actinopteri; Salmoniformes; Salmonidae
Product: NADH dehydrogenase [ubiquinone] 1 alpha subcomplex subunit 2-like
Exons: 3
Coding region: 36-332 (98 amino acids)
Source: RefSeq, a predicted model, not a curated record
GUUCAGGAACAUUCAUCUAAAGCUGGUGAACCAUCAUGGCCGCUUCCAUAGUAAGAGGUAUUGGCUCUAACCUUGCUAAAAACCUUCGAGAGAUUCGUCUACAUUUGUGCCAGACAUCGCCUGCGAGUCAAGGAGCAAGGGAUUUUGUGGAACAGCACUAUGUGGAACUGAAGAAGGCAAACCCCACAUUCCCCAUCCUCAUCAGGGAGUGCUCAGGUGUUCAGCCUAAGCUUUGGGCAAGAUCUGAUUUUGGUAAGGAGAGCAGUGUGGCCCUUGACAACAUGAAUGCUGACCAAGUGGCUAAGGUGCUGGAGACAGUUGUGACAUCAUAAGAAUGACCAACUCCGCUCCCCCGAGGACACCUUUCCAACUGAGAUGGAGUGUGGAUUGUAAAGGACUUGUAUCACAUAAAGCUUUAUUGCUGUUCUAAUAAAUCUGAGUACUAACUUGUGACAUGCUGCUGCAUUGAUAUGUUUGUUAAUUGUUUGUGUUCAUAUGAACUACAUUCCAUUCAUAGGCAUGUGCAUAUAUUGGUAAGUCUAUUGUUAAAAACUACUGUCAAACUCACAGAAGGCUAGCACUGUUCAAUGUUCCCAAUUAUGGUCUGAGAGAAUUGACCAGUCAGCAUUUGACUGAAAGAUACACAAGUGGCUGGCAACAAUAUGAUUUUAUAUUCUUGCUAUAUAAAUUCACACUUUCAUAAGAUUUUAUGAAUAAAGAAACCAGAUUAAGAGA